AAUUUUGCCGAAAAAUUAUUUGGUACUAGGUUCGAGCAUGCUUCAAGUUAAUUUUCGAAUCAGUUGUUGUUAAAGCGUUGAAGUUUAAAGUAUUUAUGCUAAAAGUCUCAAGUUUCAUUGUAGAAUUUGUAUUGCUGAACGGUUAUCCAAAACUUCAUAUAAGUUUAAGUUAAUAUGUCAGAGUUACACCCAAAUAAAGCACUUCUUAAUAACAAAUUUAAUGGCUAUAAACUGGCAAGUGAAAGCUUAGCCUAUUUUUCUUAUCCUCACGUAUCUCCAGUUCCUACAAAAGAUUAUUUUGAAUCAGAUUCAUUUUCAUAUAUUUUUUUGCGUAGUUAUGGGUUUCAAAAUAGAUUGUUUAUAGACAGUUUUAAUGACGAAUUUGUAUAUUUCACUGAUAAUAGCUAUAAUAUUUAUGUAUACUCGCCUAAUGAGGUGGUUCCAAGAAAAGUAUUUCAAAUUGCAUCAAGUUCAGAACUAAAUUUAAAGUUAGAAUGUUCAAUUGUAUUUGCCACAGAGCAUGUCACACUGGUAAAUAAUGGAAGUGGUGCCAUUUAUCUUGUUUACACAAAAAAUCUUCGUAACGUUGUUUGUCAAUGGGAUUCUGAAGCUUCUAUAUUAAUACAUGAUUUUAAGCUCCCAUCAGUAAUUAAUAAAGCAUACUUUGAUAAAGAGAAAAAUAUUUUUCAUGCGUUUGUAUCAACACUUAAAGAAAUAAAACACAAUGAAGUUAAAAAAACAUAUGUUAUUUUGCAGUGGUUGCAGUUUACUUAUGAUUUCAAUUCUUGUUCUGAAGUGAUUAAUAUUAAAAUGUUCAUAAGCAAAAGCUUGCCAUAUGCAUUUUGGACUAAUGCAGAUUCAUCAAAGUUAUAUGUUGCUUCUGAUAGAAAGUUUCACCUGGUAGAAAAUAACACAUUAGAAUUCAAAGAGCCAACUGAAUUAUCUAUGGAUGUUAGUGAGGAACAAUAUGUCUGGAGUCAGAAUAAAGAAUGCCUAACUAUCACAUUUAAAAAAUCUGUAGAAAAAACAAAUGUUUCAUGUUUGAUUAAAAAAUCUUAUUUGUCUGUUGAACUUCUUAAUGGCUCUGUGUUGCUACAGGGAGAUCUUGAGCGGGAUAUUGAUAUUGAAUUAUCAAGUUGGUCAAUUGUUGAUAAACAAUUAGAGGUAGUUCUUUGGAAAAACACACCUGGAGUCUUUUGGCAUUGCCCAGUUCCUUCUGAUAAUAAUGGUGUACAUCAAGUUACAGGUGAUGAAGAGGAUAAUAUUAAUGAAUUCAGUCAAAAGUUGGAUUAUCUAACAACAAGUACUUUGACUGAUGAUAUUGAAAAUUCAAACUUUAACAUGCAACAGUUAGAAGACUGUGACUCAAACAUUGAUGAUGAGAUUGCAGUUUAUUCUAUUAAUGUCGCAACUGGGCAAGUUGAUACUGAGAUAAAUUUAGUUGGUCAUCAAUGGCUUUUUCAAUAUCAAGACAAUCCAAUAUCUGUUCCAUUAUUAUGUUUGCGACACGAUGUUGAUGGUAUUCUCUGGAGACCUAAUGAAUUGUCUCCUGAUUCGACAUGGCAACAUGUUGCGACUUUUGAUGCUUUAGGCUAUGUUCAAGCCUCGAAACGAGAACACAAAUUUACGUUAUGUACACCGCUAUAUCAAUACGCCAUUAUAACGGAUUGCACGUCAAAUAUCUACAUUUACGAACAGGAUUUGGACAACAAAGUUACACACAAGCAAUUCAUUGUUAGUUUAGGAAAUUGUUCGCGGAUAUUUGGUUGUCAAGCGAGUAAAACACGUAUCUUUGUACUCACAGAUGAACACUUGAACGUUAUUCAACUACCCCAAUAUUUCGAAGACAUGCAAAUCGAAUAAAAUAUUUAAAAACAAUUCUUUGAACUUUGAAAUGCCAUUUUUCAAGAUUCCAUUUUUAAUUAGUUUUCUUAGAAUUAUUUUAAACUCCAAAAAAAUAAAUAGAAAACAAAUGUUGACGUGAAUGCUAUUGAUGUUGAUGUGUAUCUCGUUGACGUUGACGUGUAUGCCGUAGACAUUGUUAACGAUUGGCUCGCAUAUAUGCAGUUAAAUUAAAAUGUUAAAAAGCUACUGAAAUGAGUGAAUAAAAAGAAUCUUUAUGAUUUUUUGUUUGUUUGUUUAAAUACUCAUAACGGUUUUAUUUUUUAAUGAUUUUUUAACGAUUCUAAUAUAAAGAAAGAUUUCGAUUUCUCUGUAA
Molecule: messenger RNA, 2218 nt
Organism: Hydra vulgaris (swiftwater hydra)
Lineage: Eukaryota; Metazoa; Cnidaria; Hydrozoa; Anthoathecata; Hydridae
Product: nudC domain-containing protein 1
Source: RefSeq, a predicted model, not a curated record